AUGGCAGACGACAUGGACGAUGAAGAUGGGAGAAUGCAGGAGGAGGAGGGACGUGAAGAUGAUGGAGAUGAUCCUGAAGAGCUCGACGGAGAUUUAGAUGAUGACAUUAUUCAGGAGGAUGAAGAUGAUGAUUCGCCAGCUGAAGAAGAUGAUGAUAACAAUGAGGGUCUUUUAAGACGCCUUCGUCUCCACAUCAGAGGAAGAUUAGACCGUGACAGAGUCCAAAAAAGACCAACAAAAGUCACUUAUGAUGCAUCACUUCCAACUACCCAUUCAUAUCUUGGUAAUGAUCUUGAAGAGUACAGUGGCAGGACAGUUUUGGAUGAGGACAGUUACGUCUCGUUGCCGCUACUGCAUCUUCCCGGAGUUAUCCUCGUUCCUGGUCAGACGCUUCCUCUUCAUCUCUUCAAUCAAAGAAUCAUAUCGAUGAUGAAACACGUCAUACAGAAUAAUCGCACAUUUGGUAUGAUACACGAUGGUCAUAACAUGCAACCAGGCCACGAUGAAAGUCCUGCUAAUAUCGGCACAACGGCAGAGAUAUACAGUGCUAAGGAAGAGGAGGAUAGCGGUGUAGAGACGAUGAGAAUCAAAGCCACAGGGCGACAGCGCUUCCAAAUAAUGGAGACAAGAAGACAAGCAGAUGGCAUCCUUAUUGGUAGGGUGCGUAUCAUCACCGAAAGUGUGCUUCCCGAUCCUCUAGAGGGAGCUAGAUGCUCAUCCCACGAUAGAUUAAGAUUGAUUCCUCCUCUGAAGCAAGCGAAGGGUGUAGAGAGAGACAUGGCAUGGAUAAAACAGAGGAGGAAGCGAUACCUGAGACCUGCUCAAUGGACUUGGAUUCCGCCUUGGGUCUAUGAGAUGUAUGACGCUGAAGUACUGAUGCUACAUAUCAAAACAGAACUGAAGAGCUGGUUUGAAGAUUCGGUGAAAUUUGACACAGUUCCAUCAAAACCCUCAGAUUUUUCCUUCUGGGUUGCCAGUAAUAUUCCCCUAGCUGAUUCACAGAGACUUAAGCUUCUAGAAAUCAACUGUCCAGUUCAGAGAUUACGUCGGGAGCUUGACAUUCUUAGAAAGUGUACAUUGCUUCACUGCACUGAAUGUGGACUGGAUAUUGCCAACAAGAGUGAUGUCUUCAGUAUGUCUUUGGAUGGUCCAAUGGCAGCGUACGUCAACCCUGGUGGUUAUGUACAUGAUACGCUUACCUUGUACAGCGCUCAUAACUUGAACCUAGUUGGUAGACCUACCAAGGAAAAUAGCUGGUUCCCAGGGUAUGCGUGGACCAUUCUGCAGUGUCGACACUGUACCAACCACAUGGGGUGGAAGUUCACAGCAGUCAAGCGUAAACUCAAACCGGAGAUGUUCUGGGGACUGACAAGGUCUGCUGUACAGCCAGGAUUCAAGGAUACACAAGACCAGCUACAUCUCAUAUGACCAUCUCCUCUUCCAUGUUUACAUCUCCUUUUUCAGGAUGUGGUUCAUAUCUACUUUUUGAAACCUUUACCCAAACUGUUAAUAAUUAUUUGAAGAAAAAAAAAGCUUUCCGGUCACACACAAAUCACAGCUUACAACCAUGUCAGUAAUAUUGAUAACAAUAAUAAUAUUGAUAACAAAAAGAAAACUUUUAAUGCUCAUUAUGUUUACCUUCGAGUAUGUGUACUAGCAUGGUUCUGAUGGAGUUGGUGGACUCAACGUUCAGACAGGUUACUUGCCCCAUUAUCUUCAAGUACGCGCUAAUCCAGCAGUCAGAUUCGCAGAAUGGAGUGGUGAUAAAAACCUAUAUUGCAGCAC
Molecule: messenger RNA, 1785 nt
Organism: Asterias rubens (European starfish)
Lineage: Eukaryota; Metazoa; Echinodermata; Asteroidea; Forcipulatida; Asteriidae
Product: protein cereblon-like
Exons: 10
Coding region: 1-1428 (475 amino acids)
Source: RefSeq, a predicted model, not a curated record